GCUCCGGGCGUGGGACCUUCAGGUGCGCGCUCUGCAAGCUCCAGCUUCCGCGCAGAGACUCUGACGCGCCGCGCCGUUGGGAAAGCACAACGGGUUCGGCUCUCCACCCAAGGGCACCGCACGCCCAGCACCCGGCCAUGUCGUCCUGCGCCCGCGUGGCUCUGGUCACCGGGGCCAACAAGGGCAUCGGCUUCGCCAUCGUGCGUGACCUCUGCCGGCAGUUCCCGGGGGAGGUGGUGCUCACGGCCCGGGACACAGCACGGGGUCAGGCGGCCGUGCAGCAGCUGCAGGCCGAGGGCCUGAGCCCGCGCUUCCACCAGCUGGACAUCGACGACCUGCAGAGCAUCCGCGCCCUGCGCGACUUCCUGCGCAAGGAGUACGGGGGGCUCGACGUGCUGGUCAACAACGCGGGCAUCGCCUUCAAGACUGUUGAUUCCACACCGUUUCAUAUUCAAGCAGAAGUGACUAUGAAAACAAACUUCUUUGGCACCCAAGAUGUGUGCACAGAGCUCCUGCCUCUAAUAAAACCCCAAGGCAGAGUGGUGAAUGUGUCUAGCUUUGUGAGUGUCAGCUCUCUUAGAAAAUGCAGCCCCGAGCUGCAGCAGAAGUUUCGAAGUGAGACCAUCACGGAGGAGGAGCUGGUGGGGCUCAUGAACAAGUUUGUGGAAGACACAAAGAACGGGGUGCACAGGAAGGAGGGCUGGCCUGAGACCGCAUAUGGGGUGACGAAAAUCGGCGUCACGGUCCUUUCCAGAAUCCAAGCCAGGAAACUGAGUGAGCAGAGAGGAGGCGACAAGAUCCUCCUGAAUGCCUGCUGCCCAGGGUGGGUGAGAACUGACAUGGCAGGACCCUCAGCCACCAAAAGCCCAGAAGAAGGAGCAGAGACCCCCGUGUACUUGGCCCUUUUGCCCUCGGAUGCUGAGGGGCCUCACGGACAGUUUGUUUCCGAGAAAAAAGUUGUGCAAUGGUGAGCUCACUCACAGUUCCACCCAUGGGCCCGAUUACGUUCCUUUCCCAAUUUCACGGAAAGGACACUUACACUGUCAAGAAUAUCCC
Molecule: messenger RNA, 1056 nt
Organism: Physeter macrocephalus (sperm whale)
Lineage: Eukaryota; Metazoa; Chordata; Mammalia; Artiodactyla; Physeteridae
Product: carbonyl reductase [NADPH] 1
Exons: 3
Coding region: 138-971 (277 amino acids)
Molecular function (GO): carbonyl reductase (NADPH) activity
Source: RefSeq, a predicted model, not a curated record